Molecule: messenger RNA, 2349 nt
Organism: Rotaria sordida
Lineage: Eukaryota; Metazoa; Rotifera; Eurotatoria; Philodinida; Philodinidae
Source: the annotation of a GenBank genome assembly
AUGGCCUCACUGCUGAAACUAUUUUUGACACUUGAACCAUCACUUCGUUUUUAUCUACGUUCACAACGUAUUGCUGAAAUCCAUGAAGCUUUAAUAUCAUCAUUACUUGUUUGUCAACCAGAUGAUCCAAUAUCAUGGUUAAUUAGUUGUCUUAUUGAAUUACAUUCAUUAUCACCAACAGCAAAAGUUAAUCUUAAUUGGGAUUAUUUUAUUCCUGAAAUUUAUCGACCAAUUAAUCGUCCAUAUAAUAUUGAAAGUUCAUUAAGUUAUGUUUUUGCUGUUUGUGAUGAUACAUUAGAACCAAAUGAAAGACAAAUACGAAUAGCUAUUGAACAUUAUAAAUAUCAUAUUCAACAAAAACUUUUUUCAGCAUGGCUUCGUUAUUAUCUUACACGAUUAGGUCAACAACGAUGGUUAGAAAAACGAGAACAAGCUGCUAAUGAAUAUUAUCGUGUACGAUUAUUAAAUAUUUAUUUUCGACAAUGGUCAUUAUGGGUUACUUAUCGUCUUGAACGACAAAAAGCAGCUGCAUGUCAUAUAAAUCAUUGUGCUGAAACUUAUCAAUUACGAAUUAUUCUUAAUGAAUGGAAUAUUGUUGCUCAACAAGCACGACGUACACGAGAUUAUUUUGAUCGUGUUGAACGAGGUGAAGAAAAUCAACAAUUUAAUGGUUUUCUUAGUCAUGGUGAAGCACGUGAUGAAUUAUCACUUCUUACACGAGAAGCUGCUGUUCGCAUACUUGCAUAUUUAGAUGUUGAGGAUUUAGCUCGAUGUGCUCAAGUAUGUCGAAAUUGGAAAAUGUUAACACAAUCAUCUAUGCUUUGGUCAAAACUUGAUUUACAUCGAACAAGUGAUGCACUUGAUGAUCGACUUGCUAUGCGUUUUAUACAACGAGCUCGACCUUAUUUACAACAUCUUAAUUUAAGACAAUGUUCUCGUAUUGGUCGAUUAACUUUUGUUGGUAUUAGUAGUUGUAAAAAUUUACAAGAUUUAAAUUUAAGUGAAUGUUCAGCAGUUAAUGAUGAAGCAAUUAGAAUCAUAACAACUGGUUGUCAUAUAUUACUUUAUUUAAAUUUAUCUCAUACAGAAGUGACAGAUCAAUCAUUUCGUAGUCUUGCACGUCAUUGUCAUUUUCUACAAUUUCUUAGUAUUGCUUAUUCACGUCAAUUUUCUGAUCGAGCUUUUCUUCAUAUAACAAAUGGACGAGGUUGUCGAAAAUUAGCUCAUUUAGAUGUUAGUGGAUGUAUACAAUUAACAUCAGUUGGAUUUGAUGCUAUGGCUGAAGCAUUUCGUGAUCUUGAAAAUUUAGUGAUGGAUGAUAUGAGUAAUUUAUCAGAUAAACAUAUGACUAAUUUAUGUAAACGAUUGAAUAAUUUAAAACAAAUAUCAAUGUGGUCAUCAGUUCGUCAACUUUCAGGAUUUGCAUUUAAACAAAUGAGUUUAUUAACACAAUUAACUACAAUUAAAUUUGAUUCAAAUAAAAUGAUUACUGAUGAUCAUCUUCGUCUUAUAUGUCGUUCAUGUACUGAAAUAUGUCAUUUAUCAAUAACUGAUUGUCCAACAUUAACUGAUAAUUGUAUGAAAGGAAUUAGUUCAUUAAAACAAUUACGUGUAUUAAAUAUGGCUGAUUGUUUAUUAAUAACAGAUACAGGUAUAAAAGCUUUAACAGAUGGACCAUGUACAUUACGUUUACGUGAACUUAAUUUAACAAAUUGUAUGCGUAUAAGUGAUGGUUCAAUGACAAAUUUAUCACGACGUUGUAAACGUUUAGCUUAUUUAAAAUUAUGUUAUUUAGAUCAAAUAUCUGAAAAUGGUUUAGAAUUAAUUGGACAAAUUGAUCAAUUAAUAUCAAUUGAUAUAACUGGUACACAAACAUCAGAUACAACAUUAAAAUCAUUAGGAAAUUCUGGUAAUUUACGUUCAGUAACAUUAUCAUCAUGUCGACAAAUAACAGAUUUAGGUUUAACAAAAUUUGCAACAUCAUGUACAAAUCUUGAAUAUUUAAAUUUAUCAUUUUGUACACAAUUAACUGAUAAUGCUAUACGUUCAAUGGCAUUUUGUUGUAAAUAUUUAACAACAUUAAAUAUAUGUUCAUGUUCAUUAUUAACUGAUAUGAGUUUACAAUAUUUAAGUGGUGUUUGUAAAUAUUUAUAUGAAAUUGAUAUAUCUUAUUGUCAAUUAAUAACAGAUAAAGGUUUAAAAUAUUUACGACGAAAUUCUCAUUAUCUUAAACGUAUUAUUCUUAUUGAAUGUCCAAAUAUAUCACGUGCUGCUAUUGAUAAACUUAUACUUAAAAUACCUUAUGUUCAAUAUCAUUAUACAAAUAAAUCAUCAGAACUUUCGAAAUAA